This is a messenger RNA of Cricetulus griseus (Chinese hamster), 840 nucleotides long. It is a transcript of the gene Sec22b, whose product is annotated as SEC22 homolog B, vesicle trafficking protein. Gene Ontology annotation, biological process: endoplasmic reticulum to Golgi vesicle-mediated transport; retrograde vesicle-mediated transport, Golgi to endoplasmic reticulum; vesicle fusion with Golgi apparatus. Gene Ontology annotation, cellular component: endoplasmic reticulum-Golgi intermediate compartment; Golgi membrane; SNARE complex. NCBI's taxonomy places the organism in Eukaryota, Metazoa, Chordata, Mammalia, Rodentia, Cricetidae. The record is from RefSeq and is marked provisional. Gene Ontology annotation, molecular function: SNAP receptor activity.
CGGGAGGUGUAACUGGCCACCGCGAGAGAAGAGAGGACAGUGACCGAGGCGUCCGAGUCUCCAUAACCUGGGAAGAUGGUGCUGCUGACAAUGAUUGCCCGCGUGGCCGACGGGCUUCCGCUGGCCGCUUCGAUGCAGGAGGACGAACAGUCAGGCCGAGACCUUCAGCAGUAUCAGAGUCAGGCUAAACAACUCUUUCGAAAACUGAAUGAACAGUCCCCUACCAGAUGUACCUUGGAAGCAGGAGCCAUGACUUUUCACUACAUUAUUGAGCAGGGGGUGUGUUACUUAGUCUUGUGUGAAGCUGCCUUCCCUAAGAAGUUGGCCUUUGCCUACCUGGAAGACCUGCACUCGGAAUUUGAUGAACAGCAUGGGAAGAAGGUGCCUACUGUGUCUAGGCCCUAUUCCUUCAUUGAGUUUGAUACCUUCAUUCAGAAAACCAAGAAACUCUACAUUGAUAGUCGUGCUCGGAGAAAUCUAGGCUCCAUCAACACUGAAUUGCAAGAUGUGCAGAGGAUCAUGGUGGCCAAUAUUGAAGAAGUCUUACAGCGGGGGGAAGCACUCUCAGCAUUGGACUCAAAGGCUAACAAUUUGUCCAGUCUGUCUAAGAAAUACCGCCAGGAUGCGAAGUACCUGAACAUGCGUUCCACUUACGCCAAACUUGCAGCAGUAGCUGUAUUUUUCAUCAUGUUGAUAGUGUAUGUGCGGUUUUGGUGGCUGUGAGAUGUAGUGAGCCUAGUCACUGGUAAGGGAGAAUCUAGAACCCGGCAGGUGUAUGUUUUCAGGAAACUGAGCUCACAGGGCUGUGUAUUAGAACCCAAGUGGAACUUCUGCCUCUAA